ACCUAAAAUAUUUGGUAAAAGCCCAAAGUAUAUCCGAAAAUGCACCCAGGCAACAUGGAAGUUUGAUCGGCAAACAGAAUUCUGAUUAACCCUUUAUUUUUUUCCCCUAAAAAUUCUCCCUUACCUACAGCUUUCUCUGUUUUUCUUUAAAAAAAAAAAAAAGAAACUCCACUUCUAUUGCCCCUCCAUCAUAACGAGACAUUCAAUAUUUCUUCUCUUCUCUUAAUUAUUUGUUUCAAAUCCUCUCCUUUUUUUUUUUUUCCUUUCUAACCAUUGCCAAAACGUUUGUCCUAGCCACCUUCAUUGAAGAACAAAAUGGCAAAUUCAUCAUCUGGAAUGGCUGUGAAGGAUGAGUGCAAGCUGAAGUUCUUGGAGCUCAAAGCCAAGCGGAACCAUCGGUUUAUUGUGUUCAAGAUUGACGAGAACACACAACAGGUGAUUGUAGAGAAGCUGGGAGGUCCGGAAGCAACUUACCAGGAUUUCACUAACUCCUUGCCCGCUGAUGAAUGUCGCUAUGCUGUCUUUGAUUAUAAUUUCACCACCAAUGAGAAUUGUCAGAAAAGCAAGAUUUUUUUCUUCGCAUGGUCACCUGACACAUCAAAGGUGAGGAGUAAGAUGCUUUAUGCAAGCUCUAAGGAUAAAUUCAAGAGACAGUUGGAUGGGAUUCAAGUUGAGCUGCAAGCAACAGAUCCAAGUGAGAUGAGCUUGGACAUCGUCAAAGGACGAGCUCUCUAAUUCCGAUAACUUUGAAGUCCCUUCCACUUCCAUUCAAGGCAUAAUUUCCUUUACAAUUGUCUUUAUCAAUUUGUGAGCUAUUCCCCUGUUUUUCACUUUCUCAAGUAAUCCCCAGUCUAAAUGGUAAUAGAAGGGUAGGAGUUUCCAUGUUUUUCAGUUUUCGCUUUGAUAACAUGCAUGUAUAUCUCCUAAAUUGUAGCCCAACACUAUGGAGGAUUUUGUAUUUUUUUUUCUAGAAAUUAAUAUUAUUUAAGAGACUGCUAUACGCACUCCUUAAAAGAGGAAUGAUUCUUAUGGGAUGUUUGGGCCUUUGAGUUUGACUUAUUGAAUGAUUC
Messenger RNA from Durio zibethinus, 1070 nucleotides. RefSeq names its product actin depolymerizing factor 11 (gene ADF11). Lineage: Eukaryota; Viridiplantae; Streptophyta; Magnoliopsida; Malvales; Malvaceae. Gene Ontology annotation, biological process: actin filament depolymerization. Gene Ontology annotation, cellular component: actin cytoskeleton. The record is from RefSeq and is a predicted model, not a curated record. Gene Ontology annotation, molecular function: actin binding.